AGCAAAAUGGAUUAAUUUCCAAGGGGGGUGCUUAAAAGUUAAAACUAAUUAUAACUGCCACUGCAAUAUAAUAUCCUCACAAGAACUUGUGCGGUGCUCUAAUGGAGUCCUCAAGAAAACUCGGCAGUUCUCAUCACUCAAAAUCAUAUGCAACACAAGGAUGCUUCACAUUGAUGAUUCUCAUCACAUCAGCACUCUUCCUCUUCAAUUUCCCCGCGUCGGAUCAAGCUGCUUCUCCAUCUCUCACCUCAACCAAAAUUCUCGCGUCAAACUACAUCUCAUCGCUGUCUUCCAUUGUGGCCUCCAAGUUUCUUUCGGGUUCUUGUAACUGUUCUACUUCUCAGGACGAAGAGGAGGAGGAAGAUGUGAGUUCUUGUGAUCUGUUUGAUGGGCGUUGGGUUGAAGAUGAUGAUGAUGAUUUCGAGCCGCUUUACAAGCCGGGAUCUUGCCCCUUUAUUGAUGAUUCUUUCAACUGCUUCAAGAAUGGUCGCCCUGACUCGGAUUACCUCAGGCUCAGGUGGAAACCCAGUGGCUGCCAACUUCCAAGGUUUGAUGGGCUAAAAAUGCUGAAGAUGUUGAGGGGGAAAAGAUUAGUCUUUGUGGGGGAUUCUCUGAACAGGAACAUGUGGGAAUCGUUGGUCUGUUCCCUGAGAGAAUCACUUGUGAACAAGAGCAGAUUGUUUGAAGUUUCAGGCCACUAUGAGUUCAAGACUCAAGGGUAUCACUCUUUCAUGUUCAAGGAUUUUCAGUGCUCUAUUGAAUUUCUCAAAUCCCCAUUCCUUGUUCAACAACGGCAGUUCUCAGACAUGGCCGGAGUGCAAAGAGAAACACUAAGAUUAGACAAAAUCCAAACAUCUCUCACUGAAUACCGUGAUGCUGAUAUUAUCAUCUUCAACACAGGUCACUGGUGGACUCACCAAAACACCAACAAAUGGAACAACUACUUCCAAGAAGGCAACCAUGUUUUCAGGAGUAUGGCAGUUGCAGAUGCUUAUACAAAGGCAUUAAAGACCUGGGCAAAAUGGGUUGAUGCAAACAUCAAGAAUCAUACAAGAGUGUUCUUUCGCGGAUAUUCUGCUUCUCAUUUCAAAGGGGGACAGUGGAACUCAGGAGGGAGCUGCGACGGGGAGACGAGGCCGAUAAGGAAUGAGAGCCAUCUGGGUCCAUAUCCAUGGAUGAUGAGGGUCCUGGAAUCUGUGAUUGCAGAAAUGAAGACCCCAGUGCUGUAUCUCAACAUUUCCAGAAUGACAGACUACAGAAAAGAUGGGCAUCCUUCCAUUUUCAAGCAAGCUAAGAGACAAAGGCUGCCCGGGAUGACUCAGGACUGCAGCCAUUGGUGCCUUCCCGGCGUGCCGGACGCCUGGAAUGAAUUGCUCUAUGCAACCUUGCUCAUUUCCCACCCUAACUAACUCUCCAUAGCUCAAUUCUUCCACUUCUCUGUCAUUUUAUA
Messenger RNA from Ipomoea triloba (trilobed morning glory), 1450 nucleotides. Its product is annotated as protein trichome birefringence-like 4. Gene Ontology annotation, molecular function: O-acetyltransferase activity. NCBI's taxonomy places the organism in Eukaryota, Viridiplantae, Streptophyta, Magnoliopsida, Solanales, Convolvulaceae. Gene Ontology annotation, cellular component: Golgi apparatus. The record is from RefSeq and is a predicted model, not a curated record. The transcript has 5 exons. The coding region runs from base 102 to 1409 and encodes 435 amino acids.